This is a messenger RNA of Heteronotia binoei (common prickly gecko), 654 nucleotides long. Its product is annotated as epididymal secretory protein 4-like. NCBI's taxonomy places the organism in Eukaryota, Metazoa, Chordata, Lepidosauria, Squamata, Gekkonidae. Bases 58 to 654 code for a protein of 198 amino acids. The record is from RefSeq and is a predicted model, not a curated record. The transcript has 6 exons. Gene Ontology annotation, molecular function: small molecule binding.
AAAGAGUUAUUGAAAACAUUGACUCUUCACUGUUGUGAAGUGAGGACCAUUGCAAGGAUGAAAGCUGCACUGUUGAUCAUUCUGUUGGCAUCCAUCUGCCUGCUCCAUGCUGCAGCUGACUCUGACAGUGUUGCUGUAUUUCCAGACCUUGAUAUCCAAAAGCUUUCUGGGACAUGGUAUCCCACAGCAUAUAUCCUUAAAAACAAGAAGGCGGAAAACAUAAUCCCCUUUGAUGAUGUAAUCGAGCCUUCUGGUGAAGGAGAUAUACUUCUCAAGUUGCGCUACGUUAAAGAUGGAAACUGUGAGGUGACUGAACUUGAUGUGGUGCACACAGAUCAGGCUCGCAUAUUCCGGGUUCCUGUUACCUCUGAAACUGUACACAUAGUGGAUGCAGAUUAUGAAAGUUACCACUUGGUACAUGUUAUACGGGAUGACAGCUUCAGCUUGUAUCUCUUAAGCAGAACACGAGAAACAUCAGAGGAUGUGAAAACAAAAUUCAAGAACCUCGCUGUGACUCUGGGAUUUGAUGUGAACCAAGCAGUCUAUGACCACUUGGCAGUUCUCAUCAAGGGACUGAGCAGCAAAAAUGGUGCUGGAAAAAAAACUGCCAUAGUGACCGCUCUCUUUGUACUCAACCUAACAUGGGGUUCCUGA